Adelges cooleyi (spruce gall adelgid) is the source of this 3221-nucleotide messenger RNA. Its product is annotated as monocarboxylate transporter 12-like. Lineage: Eukaryota; Metazoa; Arthropoda; Insecta; Hemiptera; Adelgidae. The record is from RefSeq and is a predicted model, not a curated record. The coding region runs from base 547 to 2934 and encodes 795 amino acids. Gene Ontology annotation, biological process: transmembrane transport; monocarboxylic acid transport. The transcript has 9 exons. Gene Ontology annotation, molecular function: monocarboxylic acid transmembrane transporter activity.
UACAAUUACCACUCGAAAUCUAACGAUCUGCGGUAUAACGUUAACGUUGUUUGCUGUUGUUUUAAUAAUAGGUACCCAUUAUUUGUAUCUAUUGAAGUUUAUGAAAUUAUUUAUUAUCCAUACCAUAUAAAUUGUUAAGUUAAUGUUUAUAAUUUAAGUAGUUCGUCGAGUCUGAUUAAAUUUGUUUAGUAUUUUUUUUACAUUGCUUAUAUUUUUUAAAUUGACGAGCGCUGUCACAUCAGUACUAAACCGAUCUAGUCUAAAUGUAACUUCUGUACAAAUAACGUUUGAUUUUUUAAUUAAAAAAUGAACUGUGGCUGUGGUAUUUAGCAUAAGGUGUCUGAAAAAGACAAAUAUUAAGGAAAAUUGACAUUUCUUAAAAUUAAACCGCAUGGAAACCAAAUUUGCAUAUAAACACUUGAACAAUUUCAAUCUGAAUCACCGUACGGCCGGUGAUAGAUAUUUGGCCGUCAAAGUUAUAUUAAGUAGCCGCAUGAAGGGAAUCGGAGUACGAAAACGUAGAAGUAAACCACACGAGUUAACGGAAUGGCGGAUAACAUCAAUACUGCCGAACCAGAAGCAAAUUUAUUAAAUAUUAGUAGCAUUAUCCAAACUAGUGAUCUCGUUAAUAAUAUAAAUGUUAACCAAAAUUUGAAACAAUCUAAUUUACUUUCACCGAACAAUAAUGGUAGGAAUAAAGUUUCUGUAGAUAAUAAGAAUCAUGUUACAUUUUACAAUAAUGAAUCGAUCAAUAGUUGUCCUAAACAUUGCAAUGAAUCAUACACUUCGUACACAACUACUGAUUCAGAUGAAUCUUCAUCCUCAUCGUCAGAAAUACUUAACAGAGCCCCUGACGGCGGCUGGGGAUGGGUAGUUGUGUUUGCAGCAUUUAUGGUCAACUUGAUUGCUGAUGGAGUAACAUUUUCAUUUGGUGUUAUAUUCAUUGAAUUUGAGAAAUACUUUGAUGAAGGAAAAAGUAAAACAGCAUGGAUAGGUUCACUUUUUAUGUCGGUGCCUCUACUAUCUGGACCGGUAGCUAGUUUUUUGACAGAUAGAUAUGGAUGUCAAAAAGUCACAAUCAUCGGCUCAAUAAUAGCAUCUGCUGGAUUUGUUAUAUCAGCAUUUGCUGAUUCAUUAUUUAUGCUGUUCAUCACAUUUGGUUUUAUAUCUGGAUUUGGAUUGUCUUUGUGCUAUGUUGCUGCUGUCGUUAUAGUUGCAUAUUAUUUUGAUAAGAAACGGUCAUUUGCCACAGGCUUGUCAGUUUGUGGAAGUGGCAUUGGAACGGUUAUUUUCGCUCCCCUUAACCAUAAGCUUUUAAGUUACUAUGGAUGGCGGGGCUGCACAUUAAUUCUAGCUGGCCUCUUUUUAAACUUGUGCAUAUUUGGCAUGUUGAUGAGAGACCUUCCGUGGACAAAAGAGAAAUUACAAAAUGAAAGGAAAAAGAGGAAACAUGCCAGGCUUUUAAAGCGAAGAUUAAAGUCAACUGGCAGUUACGAUAGACAUUCCCAACAUACGCAAUUACAAACGUCUCAGAUGUCUGGGAGUGAAGAAGAAAUUGAAAGUAUGAUACCGAUGGAUUCAGGAAAUAAAAGAGGUUUACCCAAUACUACCAAAGAAAUAAGACUAUGUAAUUCUCUUGUAAAUUUACCUACAUUUAUAAGAAACCAUGAAAAUGUUCCUUUAGAAGUACUCGAAGCUCUAACCCAAAAAAAACACUUGUACUCUGUGCUGGUUCAAAACUAUCCGAGUUUGUUGUUACCUUCGAAGAGUUUUAGUGAUAGCGGACGUAUCAACGAUCUGGGAACUUUAUCGCCAACACAAAGUGUACACUUACAAAAGUUAAUUGAUAUUCGUAAACAACUUGAUGAACAAUCAAAUAAAAUUUCUUCUAGUAAUAAUACUAGUGAUAAGAUGGACGUGGCACAAUCACACAAUGGAUCUAAUGUAAAUUUGGAAGAUAAUGACGACUAUGAUUGGUGGAUAAAAAAAGAUAAUCCACAAGCUAAACGUCUUCAAACCGCAUACUUGCAAGAUAUUAAAAUACACAGACAUUCUCUUACAUACAGAGGAGCGAUGCUCAAUAUAAAUAGAUAUCGGUUGAGAGCUUCAUCAUGCCCAAAUAUUUAUCGCAACUCGAUGACUACUAUCGCUAAAGAGAAAAAUGAAUGGUCGGCCAGUCUUUGGGAACUUUGGUAUCUACUGCUUGACAUGAUGGACUUCUCACAUUUUAAAAAUAUGCAUUACUUGUUGUUUGCAAUAUCCAAUUUCCUUUUAUACACAUGGUAUGACGUACCGUACGUUUACUUAGCCGAUUUAGCUACCCUAAGAGGAAAUUCUCAAGAAGACGCAUCUUACCUGAUAAGUAUGAUUGGGUUUCUAAACAUGUUUGGAGAGGUACUAUUAGGUUGGGCUGGAGACAAAGCUUGGGUCAAUGCUAAUACAGUGUAUGCUAUUUCAAUGGUGUUAUGUGGUAUCGUUAUCGCUCUGGUGCCGCUGUUUGAAAGUUACGCCAGUCUAUCAAUCUUAUCUGCACUGUUUGGUCUGUUCAUAUCCGCAAAUUAUUCAUUUACAUCGAUUAUUUUAGUCGAAAUCAUUACACUGGAACGGUUCACCAAUGCUUAUGGGGUCUUGUUGUUAGUACAAGGAAUCGCCAAUUUAGUUGGACCCCCUCUAGCAGGUGGCCUGUACGAUGUAACGCAAAGUUACAAUUUAUCAUUUUAUUUAGGAGGUUUUUUUAUUGCAAUAUCAGGAUUCUUACUGUUUGUUUAUCCGCUUAUCAAACAUAUUUCCAGGCAUAAGAGAAGACAACGCAUGUUGAAUAAUCAUAAAAAUAAGAUCAUUGACAUAACUACCUCAGAUUGUAAAAAAUGUGCAGCGUUAGAAAAUGAUGUGUAUAAUUCAAGAAGGCAUUCAUUUUCAGCAACUGACGUCUAAUGGAUAUAAUUAUUAAUUAAAUUAACUCAAGAAAUUUUUUUAAACAGUUACAUGUUUUAAUAAUUUGAAUUUGUCACCAUAUUUUCAUUUCAAAUUACAAAAACAUAGUUGCCAGUGUCUUGUUAUAAAUUAAUAAUAAAAAACAAUUAGUGUAAUUAUAAAAUUGGUCUUUUCAUCAAACAAUUAACUUAAACAAUUGUUUAUUAAUACUAGUUAAAUAGUAUGUUGUUAAAUAAGAAAUAUAACAAUUAAAGCUUCUUCAAUUGCAGUUCAAUUUUAAUGAUGAA